AUGGCAGACAAGCCUGACAUGGCGGAAAUUGCCGGCUUCGAUAAGACCAAGCUGAAGACGAUGGAGACGCAGGAGAAGAACACCCUGCCAACCAAAGAGACCAUUGAGCAGGAGAAGCAAGCGAAGUGAAAUUUCCUAAGAACCUGGAGGAUUCUCCACCCCCAUCAUUUUGGAGACCCUAGUCAUGAU
Messenger RNA from Eubalaena glacialis (North Atlantic right whale), 189 nucleotides. Its product is annotated as thymosin beta-10-like. Gene Ontology annotation, cellular component: cytoplasm. The coding region runs from base 1 to 129 and encodes 42 amino acids. Gene Ontology annotation, biological process: regulation of cell migration; actin filament organization. Gene Ontology annotation, molecular function: actin monomer binding. The transcript has a single exon. The record is from RefSeq and is a predicted model, not a curated record. NCBI's taxonomy places the organism in Eukaryota, Metazoa, Chordata, Mammalia, Artiodactyla, Balaenidae.